CCUGGUCCUGUCACGAUGAAGACACUAACUCCCACGUUCCCAGACUCUCUCGCCAAUCUAUUUAUACGCGAGGAGUUACUCGAAUUCGGGAAGAGUGAUAUGUUCGUGAGUUCUGCAGAUUCUGAUCUCCUUUUGGCUCUCUCGGCUUUGGUUUUGGCGUUUGUUUGUGUUUACUGUGAUGCUGUGAGGCCCACUAGUUUUCUUUAUGAAAAUCUUGCUUUUUGCUCAUUAAUGGAGGAUUUGUUUGCUCGUCUAAGGACCUGGGCUUCAGAUAUAAGCCACCGAUUCAUUCGCUUUAUUGAGGAUCUUGUGUUCAGAGAUGUGAAUGGAUGCUCACUUUAUGCGACAAUCUCAUCUUCUGGGCGGUAUUCAAGAUCUUUGUGGAGCAGCAUUUCGCAAUCGAUUCUCCAUGAUUGUCCAACUUCUUCUAAGCCUUCUGAUACUGGUACAAGCGUCCAAAAUUAUGAAAGACGGGUGUCAGACUUAGAAGAACCCUUGCCUGUAAAUUAUGCUAAAGUUCUAGAAACCAGCCACAGCUUUUGGACUGGCCCUUUUCUUUUCCAAGGGUUUAGGCUUUCAUUAUUUGGAUUCAGACUAGCCUGGAGAUUGGCCUUUACAUGUUGGAGAAGUUCCUUCCUUCAUAUUAGGCAUGUUAAAAUUCGAGUCCGGAGUUUUAUAACUCGACUGCAAAGGACACUACAUGGAUCUUCCAGUGAUAUUGGAUGGCUGCAAAGAGCUCCUGGAGUACCACUUGUUAAGGAUGGUACAAUCAGAUUCACGGAACUGCUUGAAGGCAUAAGAAAUGGCGAGCACACUCUACCUAAUUCAUUUGUAUAUUUGCUUAUUCCAGGUCUUUUUAGCAACCAUAGUCCCUUGUAUUUUGUGAGCACAAAAAGGUUUUUCUCGAAGAUGGGUCUUGCUUGCCAUAUUGCAAAGAUUCAUAGUGAGGCAUCAGUUGAGCACAAUGCCUGGGAACUGAAGCAAUACAUUGAAGAACUUUAUUGGGGGUCUGGAAAGCGCAUUUUGCUGCUUGGGCACAGUAAGGGUGGGGUAGAUGCUGCUGCUGCUUUGUCAAUUUACUGGUCGUCCUUGGAUGACAAAGUUGCUGGUUUGGCACUGGUACAAUGUCCAUAUGGUGGCACCCCAAUUGCUUCUGAUAUUCUCCGAGAAGGCCAGAUUGCUGACAAGGAAGCGAGGAGGAUCAUGGAGCUCUUGAUCUGCAAGUUGAUCAAGGGUGAUAUUCGGGCCUUAGAGGAUCUCACAUAUGAGAAGCGGAAAGAGUUCAUCAUGAAGUACAAGCUACCAGAACAUGUCCCCCUAGUCUCCUUCCACUCGGAAGCGAGUGUGGCCCCAGGAGUUCUUGCCAUGAUGUCUCACAUAGGGCAUGCGGAGCUUCCAAGGUUUCCCUUUCCUAUCUUUGGUGGUGAGAAGUCUAAUUGUGUCCAACUGAGCCGCAAGGUGCCUGUGAUAAUCCCUCUUGGAGCUGCCAUGGCUGUGUGUGCUCUGCACUUACGACUUCGGUACGGAGAGAAGAGUGAUGGAGUAGUGACCCGCUGUGAUGCUGAAGUUCCAGGAUCUGUUGUUGUCCGACCAGAUCGGAAGCUCGACCAUGCCUGGAUGGUUUACUCGUCGCAGAAGAACAAUCCUUGUGAGCCUGAUGCUCGCGAAAUGUGUGAGACUUUAUUGACUUUGCUUGUGGAGAUUGGCAAGAUGAAGCAAAACCGUAGAGGACAAUACCAUUGAAGGGUGACAACAUAAUCAUGACAGAGAUACUAUAAGGCUGCUCAACAUGAAUUGAUACUAUUCCAUCCUCAAGAUUGGUGUUGGUUUGUGUGGGGAUACACAUAAAUAUCAUUGACAUUGAGAGAAGCAAUCGACUGAAAGAUGAAGAAGAGUUUGAAUCAUGCAGAUGCCUAGCACAACACAGCAGUAGCUUGUUAAGUGAACAAUCACAGUCAAACAAUCAAAGCAUGUUUUUUCAUGCUCAAGAAGCUUCUAAUAUUGAUACACCAAAACCUUGUUCCAUUGAUAUCGGUGUAAAUUCAUGUUUUGUGUUGGUUGUCUAGAAUUCAUCAGGUGCUGUGGCAGUGAGGAUUUCAAUCUUUUUGAAUUCUUAAUUUCAGGGAUUUUUCUAUAUGUUGGAUAAAUACCAGGAUGUGUUUG
Messenger RNA from Telopea speciosissima, 2163 nucleotides. RefSeq lists its product as uncharacterized. The transcript has 10 exons. Lineage: Eukaryota; Viridiplantae; Streptophyta; Magnoliopsida; Proteales; Proteaceae. Bases 16 to 1743 code for a protein of 575 amino acids. The record is from RefSeq and is a predicted model, not a curated record.